Molecule: messenger RNA, 927 nt
Organism: Knipowitschia caucasica
Lineage: Eukaryota; Metazoa; Chordata; Actinopteri; Gobiiformes; Gobiidae
Source: the annotation of a GenBank genome assembly
AUGCAUUUCAAAGGGAAGAAAAAGGGGCAGACGCGAGGGGGCGACGUUGAUCUCCGUAACACACGCAGCGACUGUGAUAGGAACAAGGACAAAAAGCUGAGCCUGUCCACGUGUCUCCUGGCUGGGGACUGCUGCCUGUGCUGUAGUGCGUGCUGCAGCAGACAGGCCCGAGGACGCAAGCAGAAGAAGCUCAAAUCCGCCAAGACUGACCUGAUGUUCCUGAAGCCCUGCAGCCCGUCCCGUAGCACCGACACGGAGCACGCCAACCCCUGCGGCGCCCUGGUCACCGGAUACAGCGACCAGCAACCCGACAUCAUAUCCAACGGCAGCAUCCUUUCCAGCGAGACCAAACACCAGCGAGCAGAGUUGAGCUAUUUGGUGGAUAGACCCAGACGUGUGAACAGUUCUGCGUUCCAAGAGGCAGAUAUUGUCAGCUCCAAAGACAGCGGCCACGGAGACAGCGAACAGGGCGACAGUGACCACGACGCCACCAACCGGGGCCACUCAGCCGGUGCGGACCUCUUUUCCAACUGCACCGAGGAGUGUAAGGCCCUGGGACACUCGGACCGCUGCUGGAUGCCCUCCUUCGUGGCGGCGGAGGGUCGGCAGGGACCCGACUACCGCAGUAACCUGCACGUGCCUGGCAUGGACUCGGCGCUGCCCGACACAGAGGUACCACCGCAGCCGCCCGCCCCCGUCAGCCUGUCAGAGCAGCUCCCCUCGCUGUCCUCUUCAGCAGCUUCGACCAACAACGAUAGGUCAUUCUCCACCUUUGGCAAGGACGGUCAGAGGUCUCAGUCACACCACAGUCUACACCAUCACCUCCAUCAGAGCCCGCAGUACAGCAGCACGCUAGAGAGGAAAGAGUAUGAUAGGGGGACGCUACCGUACAAACCCACCUUUCUGUCCCGCAAAAGGAUUUGCUAG